Molecule: messenger RNA, 960 nt
Organism: Schistosoma curassoni
Lineage: Eukaryota; Metazoa; Platyhelminthes; Trematoda; Strigeidida; Schistosomatidae
Source: the annotation of a GenBank genome assembly
AUCGGUUCAUGAUCUCAAUCAAAAGAACUAAAUGAUCUUCACAACCCUAUACUGAUCCUUGCUUUUGUCAUCUUUUCUGUAGGAUGAAUGCAUUGAAUUUUAGAGUGAAUCUCAUGGAAAAUAUUGCGGGAAAUUCGAAAAUUGUUGUGGCGGGACUAUAAUGUAUGGACAAGCCAAUCAGAUUUGGGAUAACAGGUCUUGGAUUUUGGCGUUUUGGCAUUUUAGCUGAUGUCAGUUCGUGAUGAAAACUCUAAAUCUAAUUUCUAAUACUAACCACCAACUGUAAAUGAUGGUCCUUAUUCUUUACACUGCUUUAUAACCGUCAUUCAGCCCUAGUAAAUAGGUGGAGAUUCUUAAGGUCCAGGUGUUUACUUCGGUUACAUAAGAACAGAACAACUAAGUAUGCCUCCAUUUACAAAACUUUCAACAAAUGAUCAACCAAUUGAUGUAAAAUCAUUUCCAAAUGAAGUUGUUUCCCUUCUACCUACUGCCACUGAUAAUACAGAUGAUCCGAAUCGACCGAAAGAUAUAUUCUCUGGUCGUGGUGUUAAUUUAACGCGAAAUACAAAACUUAUCCCGUAUCCAAUUAUUCAUAUGCUUGAACGACCUGGUGUACCAUUAGGCAUUUGUUUGACAGAAUUUCAUCUUAUCAUUAUCUAUGUGGAUCGCAUUAAAGCUGUGAAUACUUUAGAUGGUCGAGCAGUUUAUUCAAUGCCGUUAAAUAAUAUCAUUGGCUGUGAACGGGCUUUGGGUAUAUCGCGUGACUCAUUAUCUAGUCAUAUUUGGAUAUUCAGCAAUAAUCAUUUGGCUCGAUUAAAUAUGAAGAAUGAAUUAUGUAGAAUAUGGCAAAUCUAUUUGGAUCGUCUACAGUUUGAUGAAGCGCGCCAAUUUUGUCAGGAAGAUCUGAUGCAGACGCAAAGUCGAGGAUUGGCAAAGCAACAACCACAUUUCUACGAUUGA